CUUUCCAGCCCCUCGGGAUGCCGAUCGGGUCCUGUGUUCUGCAGCCAACAGCAAUGGCUGAAUUUUCGUUUCUUUCGAUGUGGGCAGUCCGUCAGGUCCCUUUAGGCCCCAGCCGCUCCACUCUCACCCCCCGGGGACGAUGGGUCCGGUCGGUCCCCUCUGUUCUCUUCAGCACGGUUAACUAAUCACCCACCCCUCCUCCCUCAUAACCGAGCGCUCGUAGGUAUUAUUUUCCGUGGGUACGUCAUUGGACUCAUUCCGGUUUUGCGUCGCCACGGGUCGUCCUCCCUCAGCGUGGGAAAGAUAUUUCACUGAGCCCAUCGCCGGGCUGAACUGCCUUCAAUCAUACAUCACCCUUCCGCCAAACCACUUGGAACUCACUCACGCCCAGCAUGUCGCCCACAACCCGAAAAAUUGUCUGCUUUUCAGACUUCGAUGGCACCAUCUUCAUGCAGGACACGGGUCAUGUCCUGUUCGAUAACCUAGGCUGCGGCGAAGAGCGCCGCCGGCUGCUCGACGAACAGAUCAAGUCGGGCGAGCGCUCAUUUCGAGACGUCUCGGAGGAGAUGUGGGGCUCACUCCGAGUCCCUUUCGAAGAUGGGUUCAAGAUCAUGGAGAAGGAGCUAGAGAUCGACCCCGGCUUCCGGGAAUUCCACCAAUUCUGUGUGGCCAACGACAUUGAUUUUAACGUUAUCAGUGCGGGGCUCAAGCCAAUCCUCCGCAAAGUGCUGGACACUUUCCUUGGAGAGCAUGAGGCUUCCCGUAUCCAGAUUGUCGCCAAUGACGCGGAUAUCAGAUCCGACGGGUCCGAAUGGAAGCCCAUAUGGCGGCACGACACCGAGCUUGGCCAUGACAAGGCGCUAUCCGUCAAAGAGGGCCGCGCUCUCGCGGCGGAGAGUGCCUUGGGUGGGGAAAUCCCACUCAUCAUUUUCAUCGGAGAUGGCGUCUCUGACCUUCCGGCUGCGCGGGAAGCAGACGUGCUGUUUGCCCGGAGGGGUUUACGCCUGGAAGAAUACUGCAUCGAAAACAAGAUCCCCUAUAUCGGUUUCGAUUCGUUUUCGGAUGUCAAGAGAGAGGUCGAAGCCAUCAUGAAGGAAGACCAGCAGAAAACUGGCGGCGUGGGCAAACCCGCCCGGUUCAACCCUCGCGCAAACAUGUGGCGGCGCAUCUCCAGCAAGCAAGCUGUAAGUUGGAAUUAUUCAUUUGGCGGGCCAUUUUCAUGGCGCUUGUUGAUGCUAAUCUGUCACAGAUUCCACAGUUUGUUGCGGCAACUCCCUCGAGGGAGGAUAAGAUGUUCCUCUGGCCCGAGAGCUUCUCGGAAUAUCACCCGACGAGCCAGAUGAACAAUGUUCCCGCAUAGAGUUCUUCUUGUCUGUUGAUAAGUCACUUACCCACUUCGCAGGCGUUUGGUGUAGUGAGCUGGAUACCGGAUAUAAAGUAGAUUUAGAUGAUUAAACGUAAUAUAAAUGA
Messenger RNA from Aspergillus aculeatinus CBS 121060, 1470 nucleotides. Its product is annotated as putative 2,3-diketo-5-methylthio-1-phosphopentane phosphatase. The transcript has 3 exons. The record is from RefSeq and is a predicted model, not a curated record. Gene Ontology annotation, molecular function: phosphatase activity. Lineage: Eukaryota; Fungi; Ascomycota; Eurotiomycetes; Eurotiales; Aspergillaceae. The coding region runs from base 393 to 1343 and encodes 316 amino acids.